CUCUUCCUUUCUCUAGCGGCCACUCCGCAUCGAUGGACAAACUUUUUCUCCGGCGAAUUCUCUCCGGUAGACUCCCUCCGGCAACCUGAAAAAAUGUACCAGUGCGUUAAAAAGUGUACCAAUCCAUUAGUCUACUGGUAAUUAAUAUACCAGUGCUAGUGGUACGCUACCAAUGCGUUAAAAAAUGUAGCAGUACUAGUGGUACGCUACCAGUACAGCGCUACCGCUACCAUAUUGUAUCGUACCACUAGCAUUGGUAGCGCUACCACUAGCAUUGGUAACGGUACCAGUAGAGAAUAACACAAAAAAACAGAUGAUAGUGGUACCAGAUGAUAGGGGAGCCACUGGUACGUACUAGUGAGUAGUGGUAGCGUGCUACCAGUGGUAUUGGUACCCUACCAGUGCUCACUGGUACAUACCAGUAGAGACUAAAACAAAAAAUCGGAUCUGGAAAAAAAUAGGGACGAGGAAAGAGGGAGGCAGGGAAGAGUCUUGACCUCGCGGCGGCGUAAAAAUGGCGGCAGGGUCAGCGUGGCACGACGGUGAGCUUAGGGGUGACGGGGGCAGCGUAUCGCGGCAGGAGCGGCGGGGACAGAGGGCGCGGCAGGGCGGCGGGGACUGCAGGCGCGGCAGGGCGGUGAGGACAGCUGGCGCGGCGGAGGUCAGGGGUGGCGGUGGGCAUGGGAGAGGAAGAGGGAGAUGCGGAGGCGGCAACGUCCGCGGAAGAAAGGGAGGAAGGAAAGAAGGAGGUGAACGGUUAUGAAGUUGGUAUGAGUUAGAUUAGGGUUUUAUUAUUUUAUAUGGGAGGAAAAAUGAUUGGGUAUGGUAAGUUUUUUUCAUCCCAAAAACACCCUUCUUUUCAUCUCAACCUUCAAUUUAAAAAUAACAAGGAGAGAGACAAGAGAGAAUACAUCUAAUGGCUAUAAAGUAGGUUGUCAAACCCACAACCCCCUUAAGGGGUUGUCACCAUAACUCCCGACAUAAGAUGGUAAUAGAAUUUGACUAAGUGU
Molecule: messenger RNA, 1010 nt
Organism: Linum trigynum
Lineage: Eukaryota; Viridiplantae; Streptophyta; Magnoliopsida; Malpighiales; Linaceae
Source: the annotation of a GenBank genome assembly